Capronia epimyces CBS 606.96 is the source of this 2235-nucleotide messenger RNA. RefSeq lists its product as uncharacterized. Gene Ontology annotation, cellular component: membrane. Gene Ontology annotation, biological process: transmembrane transport; metal ion transport. The transcript is spliced from 3 exons. The coding region runs from base 1 to 2235 and encodes 744 amino acids. NCBI's taxonomy places the organism in Eukaryota, Fungi, Ascomycota, Eurotiomycetes, Chaetothyriales, Herpotrichiellaceae. Gene Ontology annotation, molecular function: metal ion transmembrane transporter activity. The record is from RefSeq and is a predicted model, not a curated record.
AUGUUAGGGGCCCAGCCAGGAGAGCGAACGCAAACGUCGCCCGGCGAGCAGGUGCAAGGCUCUUCCGCCCAGUCGACGGCAGCCGAGCAAGUGCACAGUGACGCACCCAGAACUCGGGAGCCACUGUGGAAAACUGGACAAGACAGAAGGAGGCUGGCAGAAUCCCCGCCGCCUCCAGUAUUCCUUUGGCAAACUAAGACUGCCCCUGCGGCUCCCGCUGCCGCUGAGGGUGGUGCUGCGGCUGCACUCAGCAGUCAAGACAUUGCGGUCAAAUACCAACACGACUUGCAAGUACUCAAUCUGAUACUCGGGCAAAUCCAUUUGACUCUAAGCCAAGGCGACCGAAUCAGCGGCGAUGCCGUGCCGAUGCUCCAAGAGAAGGAGGCUCCCAUAUACAAACUCCUUCAAGAGUGCUCGAUAGAUGUGGCCCAGGCGGCCUUUGCUCAGAUAUAUGGCCGAGACCAUGCGCCAGAAUCCGACCAGGAUCCCGCCUCAUCUGACAUCACCGCGAGAAUUGGACUGUGCUUGGAGAUCCUGAAGGACCUGAUGGGCUUUUUCCUCCCCCCGGAUUACCCGUCCAUAGUUCUCAAGAAGUUCUGGGGCGGCGUUGCUAUGUGGCUGCAGAGACUCGAACAAAUGCUCUCCGCUGCGUCGGGGGAAAGCCCCCUGGUCCCCAGGCCAGGUCGUUCCGAGCUGCCGCCUGAUGCAUUCUAUGUUGUAAAUGUCGAGUUGGCUCCGCGAAAACCACAGAACCCGGCACUCAAGCUUCCCGAUCCCUUGCUGGAGCAUUGUAAGGACUGCAGCCGUCGGCGCCCCCAUCUCAGCAUGGACAAAGCCAUCUCCCAUCUUCGCCAGGUCCACUUCCAGAAUGUAGAGGUGACGGGUGAAGAACUCCAGGAAUGGGUGCGGAAAGGAGACGGGGUAGACCGCUUUCAAUUGCAGUGUGAUGCGAAGCGGCUGGGCGACACGGUGUUGGAUCAUUGUACCCAUCUACGGGUGUUGAAGAACGAAGUCAUUGCCGGGGUCUGCGCCAGUGGGAAGUUCGACUCUGCCGUCUACCGGUUGCCGAACGGGCUGGUGCGGGCCUUUGAGCGGAUCCUGACGAUGAUGACUUACUCCGGGUACGCCGCCUCACUGACAUUACAGGCGUACCAAGAGUCUCCCGAGCGGUUCGGCAGGUUCUUCGAAUCGACUCACCAGAAUCACAUCGUCGAACUCGGGUACGCCGCCGAGGCAGCCUUUGACGAAGCCAAGAGCAACCUGAUGCUGAUGAGUCGUGUCAACGAAUACUCGAAUAGCAUCCAAUACGACACGGUAGGGCCGGAGUAUAUGGUGUUGUUGUUGCUGGCCGACCUCCGGGACAGAGGAUCCAAACGCCAUCCACUCAAUCUGCCGGCACUCUAUCGAAAGGAGCUUAGCAGGCUGAGGUUUGAAGUCGAAAACCACCCCCGGCGUCGCCUGCUUCAAGAGAUUCGGAUGCUGGAGACCGAGGUCUUGGCCGUAUCGGACAGCAGGCGGGAUUGCGACAAUAUUUUGCAUGACUUGGGUACGAUGUUGGAUCCACAGGGCUUCAAGAAGACGACCACAACCCGAAGGACGCUUUACCACAAGUUUGAAUGGGAACUCCUCAGCAAGACAUGGCGGGACGAACAGCAGGCUCGACGGGAGGUCGGCCAUCUCAUGGCCGAGAUCCCCCAGCUCUGCAGCCAACUGACGCAGGCGGUGGAGAUCCAACAGGAAGACCACGGCAAGGCGAUCCUGGUCUUCACCAUUGUGACGAUUGUCUUUCUGCCCAUGUCGUUUGUGACGGGUUUCAUGGGCAUGAACACGGCCGACAUGCGCAACCUGGAAUCCGGCCAGUGGGUGUUCUGGGCCGCCGCCAUGCCGCUGACGUUUGUCGUCGUGGCAUGCACCGUGUGGAUCGGGUACCACGGUGAAUCGCUGAGCCGGUGGCUGUGGAUGUGGCAGACAAACCGGACGCUGCGGCAGCAUCGAGACUCUCGAGGUGAAGCGGCGGCAACAGCGAAAAUGCAGGGGUUGGGGAAGCGCGGUGGCAGUGACAAGGAGGAGGAGGAGGAGCAGACAACCAAUAUGACGGCCAAGUCGAUGGCAACGGCGACGGCGACGGAGACGGCGACCUCAACCUCAGCCUUAGCUCAGCUGCGUGGAUGGAGAGCGGCGAGACAGACACGGAAAGCAGGGUCUGCCGGAGGUCAUGUCAAUUUCGACGUCUAG